Messenger RNA from Megalops cyprinoides (Indo-Pacific tarpon), 956 nucleotides. It is a transcript of the gene stmn2b, whose product is annotated as stathmin 2b. The transcript is spliced from 5 exons. The record is from RefSeq and is a predicted model, not a curated record. Gene Ontology annotation, cellular component: cytoplasm; growth cone; neuron projection. Gene Ontology annotation, molecular function: tubulin binding. Gene Ontology annotation, biological process: regulation of microtubule polymerization or depolymerization; neuron projection development; microtubule depolymerization. Bases 281 to 823 code for a protein of 180 amino acids. Lineage: Eukaryota; Metazoa; Chordata; Actinopteri; Elopiformes; Megalopidae.
CACAUUUUCGCACUUUGUUAUCGUAAUUUGCUCUCGAAGGUUCAGGCUCAGAGAAUAUUGGGAGCGCGGCUGCCUCUAUCUUCGAGAUGCGCGUCAGGGGAUGCGGGUAGCCAAUCUGCUUGUGCCUGAAGACGCUCGUAAUUCACUUACUCCGUGUCUCUCGCUUCCCCACCGAGCUCUGUUCUGCUGACUCAGUGCCUUACAGUAGUCCUUUCUCUCGCCACCGACCAGAACUGCGACGCCCGCUCCGGUACUCAAGACUUCUGCACCACCGAUAAUCAUGGCUAAAACCGCAAUUGCGUACAAAGAGAAGAUGAAGGAGCUGUCUGUUCUCUCGCUCAUCUGCUCCUGCUUCUACCCGGAGUCUCGCAACACUCUGAUGGGCGAGUUCGAAGACAUGGAGGUCAAGCCCAUUAACAAGCGGGCCUCGGGCCAGGCCUUUGAGGUGAUCCUCAAGCCGCCCUCCCCCGUGUCCGACGCCGCCCACACCCUCACCUCGCCCCCCAAGAAGAGGGACGUCUCCCUGGAGGACAUCCAGAAGAAGCUGGAGGCAGCCGAGGACCGAAGGAGAUCCCAGGAGGCCCAGGUGCUCAAGGCCCUGGCGGAGAAGCGCGAGCACGAGCGGGACGUCCUACUCAAGGCCAUGGAGGAGAACAGCAACUUCAGCAAGAUGGCGGAGGAGAAGCUCACCAUGAAGAUGGAGCAGAUCAAGGAGAACCGCCAGGCCUACCUUGCCUCCAUCAUGGAGCGCCUGCAGGAGAAGGAGAAGCAUGCCAUGGAGGUGCGCAGGAACAAAGAGUUGAGAGAAGAGCUGUCAGCAUGAAGACGCCCCCUUGACCCCCACCCCAGCGUAUUGCAGACGAAGGACCGCCCACCCUACACUCUCAGCAUCAUCCAACGAAACGAAACACAAGAAUAAACCUGUCACACUCCUCUCCGAAGAAUGAUUUGCUCGA